AAAAACAGGUAGCAGUUCCUUUUAGCGUCAGGCCGCCGUCGGGCGGACACGUCCACUAGAAGACCUCGAGGGCGGAGCUGCCUGCACUGCACGGCGACCAUGGAGCGUCUCGCCAUCGUUGUUGUCCUCAGCGUGGCGCUCUUUGUCUUCGCCUGCUCAGGUGAUGCUAACGAUGCCACCAGACCUGGAGUCAAUUCAUUCGGCCAGCGCACAGAGGACCUUGCAAGAGUGGCGGCGGAACUGACCGAGGCGUUGGCCGCGGUGGAGGCGACGAGGGCACCGGGGCUGCAGGCGGGCACCGCGAGCAGGGCUGCGGCCGCCGCUGCAGAGGCGCGCCUCGAGCAGGUGAUGGAGACCAUCCGGCUGCCCGAGCGGAUGCGCUUCUUCUCGCUGCAGAGCACGGGGCCCGACGCGCGCACGCCGCGCCUGUGCCGCCUGUGCCACGCCGUGGCCGGGGCCGUGGUCACCGCCAUCCGCGUGCAGAACAGGACUGGCCCCGCGCUGGCCAGCAUGGUGGACGAGCUCUGCAUCAAGGCCAACGUCACGUCACCCCACAUCUGCACCGGCAUGAUCGACAGCAACACGCCCAUCGUGGAGUACAUCGUGAGGAACACGCCCGGCCUGGACAGCGGCGCCAUCUGCGGCACCUUCAUGCCGGAGUGCGCAGACGGCGUGGCCAGCAUGCGGUGGGCGCUGAACAAGGACAUGGGCGCCAAGCCGCCCGGCCAGAUACGCAGCACCAUGCUGGACCUAAAGGACCCGCCGCCGCCCGUGGAGCCGUACCGCGUGCUGCAGAUCACGGACUACCACUGGGACUCGGAGUACAGUCCGGACGGCAACGCCAACUGCGGCGAGCCGACGUGUUGCCGCAAGAACCAGGGCGCGCCGCCAACCCCGGAAGACCGCGCGGGCCGCUGGGGCGACUACCGGAGCUGCGACAUCCCCUGGGAGACGGUGGAGGAGUUCAUCAAGCACACACAGGAGAAGCUCCACAACGUGGACCUCAUCUACUUCACGGGGGACGUGGUGGACCACGGGGUGUGGGAGACGAGCCGCGAGAAGAACGAGUACCGCAUCCGCUACACGUUCCGCGUCAUGAAGGAGUCCUUCGGUGACACCCUGAUCCUGCCGCUGGUGGGAAACCACGAGCCCCACCCCCUCAACAUCUUCGCGCCAGACUACAUCACGGACGACGCCCUCUCGACACGCUGGCUGUACGAGGUGCUGGCCGACGAGUGGAUCACUCACUGGCUGCCCGAGGACACGCGCGCCACCAUCCUCAAGGGAGGCUACUACACGGUGCUCGUCCGCCCUGGUUUCCGCGUAGUCGCCCUCAACAACAUGUACUGCUACACACUCAACUGGUGGGUUUUGCAUGAUCCUGUGGAUCCAUCUGGCCAGCUAGCCUGGCUCAUCGAUGUUCUCUUGGCAGCAGAGGCAGCAAAGGAGAAGGUCCACAUUCUUGCUCACAUACCGCCUGGCAAUGAUGACUGCCUUGAGUCCUGGGGUCGUGAGUUUGCUAAAAUUGUUGACAGAUUUUCAGCCACCAUAUCUGCUCAGUUUAAUGGUCACACUCAUGUUGAUGACCUGAGUAUAUUUUACGAUGAAUAUGGUCGACCCAAUAAUGUGGCAUUUAAUGGGGGCUCUUUAACAACUUAUGCUGAUGUAAAUCCAAACUAUAAAUUGUACUUGGUAGAUGGCAAUCAUGAGCAUGCAACAUGGAAUGUUUUGGAUGCGGAGCUCUGGGGAUUUAACCUGACAAAAGCCAAUGAAAACCCAGACCUAAGGCCGGAGUGGUACCGCAUGUACUCUUUCAAGGAAACUUUCAAUGUUGAGUCAUUGCAUCCUUUUCAUUUGGAUAAGUUUAUCGGACGGCUUACUACAGAUAACCAACUGUUACAACAAUACUACUGGUACCACAUGUUAGACAGUGAUGUAGGUCACUUGACAGGAUGUGACCAAAUAUGUGCUGAACGACUCAUUUGCAAUUCAGUAACCACAAUAACAAAUGAAAUUGACCAAUGUGAGAGAUAUUUCAAAACCUUGAGAGCACAAUCCCCUUGAGAGACGUACCACAGUUACUACACUACCACAUGGAAAACAUAAUCUCUGGAAAUUGUAUUUCAAUAAAUUUAGACUUUUUAAAACUUA
Thrips palmi is the source of this 2151-nucleotide messenger RNA. Its product is annotated as sphingomyelin phosphodiesterase-like. Bases 100 to 2064 code for a protein of 654 amino acids. Gene Ontology annotation, cellular component: lysosome. The record is from RefSeq and is a predicted model, not a curated record. Gene Ontology annotation, molecular function: acid sphingomyelin phosphodiesterase activity. Lineage: Eukaryota; Metazoa; Arthropoda; Insecta; Thysanoptera; Thripidae. The transcript is spliced from 11 exons. Gene Ontology annotation, biological process: sphingomyelin catabolic process; ceramide biosynthetic process.